Molecule: messenger RNA, 814 nt
Organism: Lucilia cuprina (Australian sheep blowfly)
Lineage: Eukaryota; Metazoa; Arthropoda; Insecta; Diptera; Calliphoridae
Gene: mRpS18B
Product: 28S ribosomal protein S18b, mitochondrial
Exons: 1
Coding region: 97-759 (220 amino acids)
Biological process (GO): mitochondrial translation
Cellular component (GO): ribosome; mitochondrion
Molecular function (GO): structural constituent of ribosome
Source: RefSeq, a predicted model, not a curated record
UCUGUACGUCUAUCACAUAAGACGAAGAGAAAAAACCUACAGCAGGUUACCGAUUUUAAUAGAUUUCUUGUGAGAAAAAGUUAUUAUUCAUACAAUAUGAUUUCAUUUUCCCGUGGAUUAGGAAAUAUACUAACGCGUAUUGCCUUCAGUAACACCGGUACAAGUGUACAUUUAGCGAGAACACUGCAAACCACAUGUACAUUAGAUUGUGAAAUUAAACAGCAACAACAAGAAGAACCAACUGACAGUACAUUAGCAGCUGAUGAAGGCGCACCAGAGCUACAAGAGAAACGCGAAUUAACCGAACAAGAACUAAAAUUAUUACGAAAAGAUCGCUCACGCAAAAUACCCGUAGAAACAUCGAUUCGUUACUUGAAAAGUGACGCAUAUCAACAAACGUACGGUACACAGUUAGUGUGGGAACAAUAUCGACGCAAUCACAAGGGUUUGUUUCCACCACGUAAAACUCGCAAAACUUGCAUACGCAAAGACACCAUAACUACCGGCAACCCUUGCCCCAUUUGCAGGGACGAAUAUUUGGUGUUGGAUCAUCGUAACAUUGAAUUGUUGAAACAGUUUAUUUCACCACAUUCCGGGGAAGUACUAAGCUACACCAAAACCGGCUUGUGUCAAAAGAAACACUUACAAUUGUUGGUGGCCGUUGAGAGAGCAAAGGACUACGGUUUGUUAACCUUUGACGUGCCCUAUCGCAAUUUCGAUUAUAGCGAAUUCUACGAUAAGGUUGAAGCUAAAAAUUAGAAAAAUUUAAAAAUCAAUUGUUUUCUAGUUUUAUAAGUUGUUUCGAGUAAAAAGA